Messenger RNA from Polyodon spathula (Mississippi paddlefish), 2006 nucleotides. Its product is annotated as T-cell leukemia homeobox protein 3-like. Gene Ontology annotation, biological process: animal organ development; regulation of transcription by RNA polymerase II. Gene Ontology annotation, molecular function: RNA polymerase II cis-regulatory region sequence-specific DNA binding; DNA-binding transcription factor activity, RNA polymerase II-specific. The transcript is spliced from 3 exons. The record is from RefSeq and is a predicted model, not a curated record. The coding region runs from base 187 to 1059 and encodes 290 amino acids. Lineage: Eukaryota; Metazoa; Chordata; Actinopteri; Acipenseriformes; Polyodontidae. Gene Ontology annotation, cellular component: nucleus.
GAGAUGGAGCCCCGCAGCCCAUCAGCCCUGGACUGUGCUUGGCAAAGUUUCAGUCUCGCCUCCUAACUGCAUGUAGAUGGAUGUACACUAAUGAACGGCGGACGGACAUUUUAAGACAGGAGGAAAAUCUUCAUCGACACUUUUUCUCGAUUUAUUUUUUCACGUGAGCCAAAUUGCGCAGGGAGAAUGGAUCAGGCACCAAGCAGCACCACUCAACCACCCCAAACCCAACACGAACCCAUUAGCUUUGGGAUUGAUCAGAUAUUGAGUGGUUCUGACCCAGAGAACUCCACGCAACAGUCCAACACCAGGGGUUCGGAUACUAUUGCCAGCAGUUACCACCUGGGCAGCCCCACAAGCACCACUACUGCCCCUUACUCCUUGCCCGGCCCGUUCCCUGGCAUCGGCUCGCCCUUCGAGGACUCUGGAUGCUACAGUGUGAAUCUAAGCCUGGCCCCGGCCGGCGUGAUUCGGGUGCCAGCUCACAGACCCAUACCCGGCGCAGUGCCACCUCCUAUCACCAGUGCCAUGCCAACAGUCCCGGGGUUCGGGAGCCUCAAUUUCCCUUGGAUGGAGAGCACAAGGCGGUUCGCAAAGGACAGAUUCACUGCGGCUCUAACGCCCUUCACUGUGUCCCGGCGGAUCGGACACCCCUAUCAGAACAGGACCCCACCCAAGAGAAAGAAACCGCGGACCUCGUUCUCCCGGGUGCAGAUCUGCGAGUUGGAAAAGCGCUUCCAUCGGCAGAAGUACCUGGCCUCGGCCGAGAGGGCGGCGCUUGCCAAGUCCCUCAAAAUGACCGAUGCACAGGUUAAAACAUGGUUCCAGAACAGAAGGACGAAUCCGAAGGCACAGACUGCGGAGGAGCGGGAGGCAGAGAGGCAGCAGGCAAACAGAUUGAUGAUCCAGCUGCAGCAUGAUGCCUUCCAGAAGUCCCUGAGCGACUCCAUCCAGCCGGACCCGCUGUGCAUCCACAACUCCUCUCUGUUCGCCCUGCAAAACCUGCAGCCCUGGGCAGACGAGAAUGGCAAGAUGCAGCCCGUUACGUCACUGGUGUGAGAGACGCCCCUCCGUGCAGACUCAGAAACAAAAACUCAAAUUUAACAAAAAAAAAAAAAAAAGAAAUGUCGGUUUGUUUUUAUAAAUAAAACAAUUACAAAAAACUGCAUGAUUUCAAUGCAACCAAGACUUAUAAUCCAACCAAUGACAACCCCCUCCCUCCCAUCUGCACCCAAAAUGGGUCUCCGUAGAUGGAUCCCCUGAACCCACGCAUUCUCACUCUGAUUGCCAACACUGGAAGACUGCAGCCCCAUUGAAAGCACGUGACCUGCUUGCCACAUUUUCUCCACUCAUCUCAAUACAGGUUUUUAGGAGCACUGUUCAAACCAAACCUGGUUUUACUACAGGUCCUCACAGGCUCUCCCUGUGCAGCAAAGGAGACAGCGUUGCCCAGGGAGGAGAGGAGAGGAGAGGGGAGGUGGUUGCAAAGAGAUGUACCUGGAUGGUUUCCUUCUUCUUUUCUCCUUAGGAAAGGAUUCCCCUGAUGAGCACAACAGCCGAGCUGCAGCAUCUCGUUUAAAACCUGGGUGUGGAUUCUAACACUUUAACAGUCAAGAAGGAAUGUCUGUAAAUUAAAAAAAAAAAAAUCUGUGGUUUGACUACAGAUAAAGUAUAUUGGUAGUUAGGACAAAUAACUGUGGCUAGGAUGGAUAGACUUUUCUUUGAAAGCAGGUUAGCUUCCCAUGUCUGGAACUAGUUAUGGUGCAGAAUUCAAGUAUUGAUCAUGUUGUUUAAGGUUAUUGUGAGUACUCUGGAACUGCAGUUUAAUGUCAGUGAACUUUGCCACCGCAGUACAGCACACUGCACUGGAAAUCAUGUUGAGACAAAUGGCAUUAUGAUAGCAAUGUCACUGUGUGUGCAUUGUAUCUACAAUUUAGACUCACUAGAAAUAUAGAUAAUAUACAUCUAAAGUGCAGUCUGUCUACACUCUGCAGAUAUUUGUCCAG